CAUUCCAAAACCACAAACAUACAUAGUAAAACGCCUAAUCGUUUCACUGGAAGUGUUAUUGUUAACAUAAUGCGUCAAGCAACGCAUUUCUUCCUUAAUCCACGCCCCUUCACACUGGAUUAUAAAACAGGUAUACAGCCCCUGAGAUGAAAAACCGUGCAUUGAGAUACUUUGAAUCGGGAUGUGCAUAAACUGAGCAGCCCCUUCAGUUCAGCAGCAUUGGUGAGACACACUGUUUUUGUCAUUUCUGGACCCUGCACAACAUUUCAAUAACAAAUUAACAUCGUUUACUAUCGCGCUUCUUGGGGAUUAAAGAAGAGAGCCGCAUUUCCACGGGGUUUGCUGCUUGCGAAUAGAAAUGCUUACUUUCAACAUGAACCCCGAAGGUCGAUGCGCGCAGAGCCUCGAGGACAUCUCCAGCAGUGACGCGGGGUAUGGAAGCAACAGGUCACCGUUACCCGGACAACCGGCAAGUCCCCAAAACAUCCCCGCGUCACCGGCCUCGGGUUUAACUGAGGUCAAUAAUCUGGACAGGGAGCGGGCGCUGGCACAGGGGUCUCCGCCUGCUUCACUUAACACGGAUCGUUACCCUGACUCCAAUCUGGGAAAAACACAACCUCAGAAAAGAUAUAUAGGAGUCAGGGUUAGAUUGCCUGUCAAAGACAUGCUGAGAAAAAUCAGAAUUGCAAAAGGCGUCGAUCCUAGUGACUUGCAGGAAACCCCAGCGAAAGGAUCCAAACCACAUUCAGGAGACAAAAGACGAGUUUAUCCCAAUUCAGAAAGGCGAAACAGGCAGAAUAAGUUGUCAGCAAAGAGCCUGGAAGUUUUGGAUAUGCUUGUUGAGGUCUUGGAAGAGGAUUUAAGAACAAGCAAAUCCAACAGACACAAAGCAUCGCAAGGCAUGUUCCCAAACUGUGUUUCUCAAACCCCCUACCCCAACCUGCAGAGAGUCCCAUGGAAACAAGACUUUAUCAACCAGGCGUCUAACUCCCUUAUGGAGUACUGCCCAGGGAGCAGCACGCCACCGUCGCAAAGUUAUUACCUUCCAACUGAUUUCUCUCCAGCGAGCUCCCCAGAAAGCCUUGAUUACAACGCCUCUCCAAAUUACGAGCCAACGCCGGUCCAGUCCCCGGUCUUUACAAACGACUGUGCGGAGGAAACGUUGCCUGUCCAACAUUCUUACACUGCGUAUUCGCCGCUGAGCGUGGACUACCAGGUGUCCCCUCCGUCCCCUGCAGAAUCCGUGUACCACAGUCCACAGUCACACCUUUACAAAGGGCGUCUGGACACAAACCGCGGCGAUUCUCCGGUGACAUUUAAGAAUCAUUCUCCGAACGACCUGCGGCAGGACACGGGAGGGCUUUCCUUUUUCCGGUUUCAACUGCAGAGGGAAGAGAGUUUCCUCCGCACGAUUUCUGAUCAGGAGCUGUUCGCGGUGGAUAAAUGUGGGAACACAUUGCUUCACAGAGCUGUAUGCCAGGGCAAGAGGGCCCAAGUCUAUGCACUUGCACAGAGGAUGGUGAAUGCACGCAGAAUAGAUGACAAGGAUGCUUCGGAAAGGACGGCAUUGCAUCUUGCAGCGUUGAAAAACCAGCAUCUAAUGGUCAGCGAUCUGAUCUCCCUCGGUGCCAACAUUAACGAAAAGGACAAGUUUGGGAAGACCCCACUGCAUCUAUGUGCAGCAAACGGAUAUGUCCGAGUCUUGGAGAUGCUGAAAAACGCUCUGAGUGAUGGAGCGCAUGUUGAAGUGGAGGCGGUUGACCACAGUGGUCUAACUCCACUGAAUUGUGCAGUUAUUGUUCUCAACAAGACAGUGAGAGAGCUGGAGAAAGCAGAGGUUCCCAGCAAUAUCAACUUCCUAACUCUCAGAAAAGACCAGCUUCUUGAUGGGAUAGAAUACCUGCUGGAAAUGGGAGCCAACCCUUCCCGUCCUGAGCCUGUAUCAGGGCGUACAGCAAUGCACUUUGCUCAGGAAGAAAACAACAUGGAGCUGAUUCACCUUUUUCAGAGCCGAUAUCCCAAGAUCGGAGACCUGUUGAACGAGGAUUAUGCGUCGCGCACCAUGCUGGAUGUGAUGAGCAAUAUGGGCAGUUUGUACGCAAAGUAAGGAGGUUGCAACCCUUUGAUCUCUGACUCUUCUGGAAGGAGAACCUGGAAGCUGUGAAGCUGAUCGUUCCUCUCCGCUGGUGAUCUUGCACGGUUUAAUACCGUGUGGCUGCCAAGUCUGGCGGUCCGUUAAUUGACAGUAAAUGUCUUUGAAUUGUGAAAGCCUGAACCGAAACUAGAAACUAGACGUAUUCAAACUUUGAAGGUACAAAACUAGCUUGCUAACAUGCAAUGAAUAUGCACAAUCACAAACAUUCUGGAUAGGUCUAUGCAUACAAAGAUAUUUCAUUAACAUGCUUUUGAAUGCUUCCGCUACAAAAAUGAUAUCCUUAUUAAUAAAUAAAUAAUUUCCAUAUUGCUUAUUUCAUCCGUAACUUUGUACACUCAAUCAUACAUUGUGCGUGAAAUAUAAACACAAAAAGCAUUAGCCGAUUGAUCUGUCUGCUUGACUUUUCUUAUUGUAAUACAUUUGUAUCAUCCAGAUCCAAUCUUUUCAUGGCAUGCAUUUAAUUAAAAGCAUUGUCUAAUGUUUCAAAGUAAGGUUCAGGCUUGUUCUCGUGCAGCCAGAGUUUAUGAAAGGGCUAUAUGAAUGCAGGCAGGGUUUGAAUUUGAAAUGUGAUUUGAAAAUUAAGAUGCUGUCCACAUUUCUACUUUCAGGAGGCCUCAUUGUACUCACCCAGGCCGCAGUAGUCUUUUCAAAGCCUAAGGUUGCAAAUUAGCUGGUUUCUGUGAAACUUCCUUUGUUUGCUACAUUAUGCUAGCACAUUGUAAAUCAUAUUGUUACUGAGAAACAGAGGUCAACCUCUCUCUUGAUUCUUGUGUGUCAGGUUCUAUGUUGUGCUCUUCUAUUCUGAAAAUGUACCUGAUAACAUGUGGUUUAAAUAUAAAACAAUGGUGUCACCAUAAUUUAAUCCACACCCAGGUUGAGAGGUUAUGCAAAAUCUAACAAGUAUUUUAAGAAUAAAUUGUGCUGUAUGUUAAAAUGUAAAAAUCUAUAAAUAGCGGUGGUAGUCGGUUGUACUGUAGCUGUUGAAUAAAAAGUGAUCUGCAUGUGAUACUAGAUACUGACUGUAUAAUAAAUGCUAUUUGAGAGUGGUUUAAAGGAGUCUGUUCUAAACUGAAAGCUUUUCAUUGUCAUUAUGUUUUGGUUAUACAAUUCUGUGAAAUGUAUCAUGCAAAAUUACUGGUGACUGGAGCCAACAAUCUUAAACCGUUUUAGUUUGUAUUGUGUAACUGUGGUAAUUCAUUGAAUAAAAUGUGUAAUUGAAAAAAUA
Messenger RNA from Acipenser ruthenus (sterlet), 3380 nucleotides. Its product is annotated as NF-kappa-B inhibitor zeta-like. Gene Ontology annotation, molecular function: DNA binding; POU domain binding. The record is from RefSeq and is a predicted model, not a curated record. The transcript has 12 exons. The coding region runs from base 359 to 2107 and encodes 582 amino acids. Lineage: Eukaryota; Metazoa; Chordata; Actinopteri; Acipenseriformes; Acipenseridae. Gene Ontology annotation, biological process: regulation of gene expression. Gene Ontology annotation, cellular component: nucleus.